Molecule: messenger RNA, 3744 nt
Organism: Acanthaster planci (crown-of-thorns starfish)
Lineage: Eukaryota; Metazoa; Echinodermata; Asteroidea; Valvatida; Acanthasteridae
Gene: nfs1
Product: NFS1 cysteine desulfurase
Biological process (GO): [2Fe-2S] cluster assembly
Cellular component (GO): cytosol; nucleus; mitochondrion
Molecular function (GO): pyridoxal phosphate binding; cysteine desulfurase activity
Source: RefSeq, a predicted model, not a curated record
UCAUUUGGCACACACACUUCUCGGGAAUUGGUGAUGCGCAGCUAGCUGGGUUCGCGGUGAAAAUCCUAAAACAUCAUCUUUAGCAAAUAUAAAGUAUUUUAUUUGAUUAGAAAUGUUGCCAGGAAUCUGCAGAAGUACAGUGGGAGUGGUCAGGGGAGUCGCAGGGAUUUCUGGGCGGCCUUAUCUGCAGAAAGCUGCAUCGUUCGGGACCGUCGCAGUGCAACAGGGGGCUGAAGUUGUGAAAGAGGAUGACUUUGCUGGGAGGGCACUCUACAUGGAUGCCCAGUCCACCACUCCCCUGGAUCCACGUGUCCUGGAUGCCAUGAUGCCGUACUCACUGGCUUACUUUGGAAACCCCCACUCCAGGACUCAUUCCUACGGCUGGGAGAGUGAAGAUGCUGUGGAGAACGCUAGAGCACACGUAGCACAGCUGAUUGGAGCAGACCCGCGCGAGAUCAUCUUCACCAGUGGCGCCACGGAGUCCAAUAACAUCUCUGUCAAGGGUGUUGGCCGGUUCUACAAGUCCCGUAAGAAGCACAUCUUAACCACACAGACGGAGCACAAGUGCGUUCUGGAUUCUUGCAGAGCUCUGGAGGCCGAAGGAUUUGAUGUGACCUACUUGCCUGUGCAAUCCAACGGCAUUGUCGACCUUAAAGUUUUUGAAGAGGCUAUUCGCCCGGAUACUCUGCUUGCCAGUGUCAUGAUGGUCAACAACGAGAUUGGAGUUAAGCAACCCAUAGCUGAAAUAGGCAAGCUGUGCCGUACCCACAAGGUGUUCUUCCACACGGAUGCAGCCCAGGCCGUGGGCAAGAUCCCAGUGGACGUCAACAAGAUGAAUGUUGAUUUGAUGUCCAUCAGCGGCCACAAGAUCUACGCCCCAAAAGGUAUUGGGGCACUCUACGUCCGGCGUCGUCCCCGUGUUCGCAUCGAGGCCUUGCAGAGCGGCGGAGGCCAGGAACGGGGCAUGCGCAGUGGGACCCUCCCCACGCCGCUCAUCGUUGGACUCGGCGAAGCCUGCCGUAUUUCUCUGAAAGAGAUGGAGUACGACCAUAAGCGUAUCUCCGCCCUGUCGGAACGCCUCAUCUCCAAGGUGACUGGCCAGGUCUCGGAUGUGAUCCAGAACGGUGACCCUGAGCAGCGCUACCCGGGCUGCGUCAACCUCUCCUUCGCCUACAUCGAGGGGGAGUCACUGCUGAUGGCCCUGAAGAGCGUGGCCCUGUCAUCGGGCAGUGCCUGCACCUCGGCUUCCCUGGAGCCCUCCUACGUGCUGCGGGCCAUCGGAGCCGCUGAAGACCUGGCUCAUUCUUCCAUCAGGUUUGGCAUUGGUCGAUUCACCACAGAAGAGGAAAUUGAUUACACCGCAGAGCAGUGCAUUAGGAACGUCAAAGCCCUCAGGGAAAUGAGCCCUCUGUGGGAGAUGGUACAGGAGGGUAUUGAUAUCAAAGAGAUUCAGUGGUCCCAGCACUAGAAAAGGUCAGAUCGGCAUGGAGGUCGGAACUUGAAGUGAUCUCGCAAGCUUUGCCUGAGGUCACAGUCAGCUGUGUUAUUUAACAAAAAAAAAAAAAAAGGGGUUAAAUGCCACGAUAUAUCACCGAGAUGAACACGUGGCGUGUGCAACACAGAGUAACCAAAAUUGAGUCGUCAGCAAACAUGAGAGUGAGCCCAGUUUGAGCUGAAAAUUGACCAUGGAGAGAAACUGAGUGAAACAGGUGCAACUGUUCCUCAUUGUGUUUACAAAGAAGUCUGAGGAGAGACUGUUACCAUGGUGGCACUGCACUCACAAUGCAUGCUGCAUGCAUGCAUAAACUUGACUCUCAUGUGCAUUUUUGGCGACGGACAAUACUGUAUUGGCUGUGACACACGUGGAGUAAUGUCCUUCUCUUCUUCUAUUCAAUUUCUGGACAAAUCUACAGACAACCAUAUGAUUUACUGCACUAUUACCCGUAUCACCACUGGGCAACAAGGCUUUCUUCUCAAUCCUUUGUGCAAGGAGGUUUUUAAUCAUCAGAAAUCAAUCCUUCCCUAAACAAUAUCCUUUAUGAGGUGGUUGGUGAUUGCUUUAAAGGUUUGACUCUUGUAAAAUGAUGUCUGUUAUCCAGUUUACUCACAGCCAGUCAUUAGCAUUUGCACGGAUGAAUGGAUCAAUAUUUGUAUGGUGUAAAAUUCACACCAUUAUGUCUUUUUUGUUAAUUGUACUGACUCUGCGUCUCAAAUACAUAUGCCCUUCUGUUAAGUGAUUGACACUACAACUUUGUAUGGUGUGUGGGAAAAAUAAGGUGUGAAUAAAGCACUGUAAAUAAUAUGUAAAAACUAUAAAUAUUUUCUGGUAAUUUAGUUUUUUCUUAUUUCAAGUCCAAUGACCCUUUUGUUUUUAAUCUUUAUUAAAGUGUCAGGUGUACCUUAUGUAUGUCGAGUUACAAAGUCGUUUAUGAGGUUGUAAUCAGUACCCCUUGGUAAGGACCGACGCUGUGUGUAAUUUGUGUUGCAUGGAAUAUCGUUUACUAGCCUCCAGCACUUUCAAAUAUCGUCAAACACAGGAUAUCAGAUAAAGAAAUCCGAAAUAUGGAAUGCAUACAGCGUGUUUGUAAGUUGUGGCAUGUGAGUCUAGGCAAACACCAUUCUGCAUGGAGUGCAUGCGCUUGACAUUAAAGGGUCCGUGAAAAGUGUUUUUUAGUUGUUAUAAUUGGAUUUUUUUUUGCUUUUUUAAACGAAAUACAGGUUGUAAAAGUUGUUGUUUUGAUUAAUAAAUGGGAGACAUAAAAUUGCAGGUUUUUGGUGAAACGGUCCUGCCCCACCCGCCCGAGAGGUAACUCAUUGACGUAGAACAUUUGCAUAUCCGUGAGGUACAUUUGAGAAGACAUUGUCGCCCGUUGGCAGCGUGUUAAUGCAUGUCUUGAGUCCCGUUCGGAAAAUUCAGUCCUAUUUUGGAUGAUUUAGAGAUCAUGCCGAUCAGAUUUAUUGCAGGCAGCGGCAACAUUCUUAAAGAUUGGAUAAGCCCGCCAAACUUUCCAACCAAAGCGAAAUUUAAACGAAUUUGGACAUCAAAAGCCAGAGAUAGAAAGCUUAAGCUGUGCAGAGCGUAUUUUUGAGUCGCAGUGUUUUCUUUUGAGCACUUACAACUCGUUUUGCUGAAGUCAGACACAGCGCCCACAAUCUGUGGGAAAUUUAAAAAAAAACCACGAGUGAGCAAAGAGGAAGUGGAGCUUUUAUGAAACGCAAACGACAAAGGGUACGUUUCCAAAUCAGUCCACACAAUUCCGCUCGAUAACGCUGUUCAAUUUCUCACACUUUGGCAGUGUACCGCAUAUGAACAUGCUUUUACCGUGGGUGCGCGUGGGCAUCGUAUACACGGACGAAUAUUGUAUGUGUUUUACGUUUGAACACUGCAGGCACGUAAGUUUUGCCGUUGUCCAAUGUCCAUGUUCCUCUGAGGUCUAGACGAGCCGAAAGGGUUCCUGACUAUCAUUUGGGUUCUCAAAUGUACGUCACCCAUAACGCCAUCAUUUUUUCAGGAUUAAACCUUCAUUUCAGGGGCAAUUAACCACAACAAAGGGAAUUAUAUUUCAUUUUUGCAUCUACUAUCGGGUUGUUGACGUAGUGAGUGAAUCUUUUGAACAAGUCAAUCAACAGUUCGUCUACGGAGGUCUUCACGGGCCCUUUAAUACGCACAGUGCUAUUUGAUUGUCCCUGUUCGCUGACCAAGCCCUGGCCACUGACUUGAGGAAAUACAGAACUGGGAUCGAA